Molecule: messenger RNA, 1631 nt
Organism: Cajanus cajan (pigeon pea)
Lineage: Eukaryota; Viridiplantae; Streptophyta; Magnoliopsida; Fabales; Fabaceae
Product: putative acetyltransferase At3g50280
Source: RefSeq, a predicted model, not a curated record
AAACAAACCACACCACACCAUGGAAGCAGUCAAAGUCCUCUCCACAACCACAAUAAAGGCAUCAAACCACACUAACCAUAACACACCUCACAAAAUCGAUUUAACUCCGUGGGAUCUCCAAUUCCUCCCGGUUGAAACCAUUCAAAAAGGCCUUCUUUUUCGCAACCAAAGUCCCACACCGAACCAGAUCCAGCACCUCCAACACUCCCUUUCAUCCACUCUCGCUUUCUUCCCACCCCUCGCAGGUCGUCUCGCCAUUCUCCAACAUCCCGACAACACUGUCUCGUCCCACAUCGAGUGCAACAACGAAGGUGUCCAUUUCGUCCACGCCUCAGCACCCAACACCACCGUCGCCCACAUCCUUCAACCCAUCUACGUUCCUCCCAUUGUCCACUCCUUCUUCCAACUCAACGGAGUUAAAAACCACCAAAGCACGUCACAACCAGUGCUGGCCGUGCAAGUCACGGAGUUACUUGACGGCAUCUUCAUCGGCUUCUCAAUCAACCACGUUGUUGCUGACGGCAAGUCGUUUUGGCAUUUCGUCAACUCCUACGCUGAAAUAUCACGUGGUUCUCCUAAAAUAUCCAAACUCCCUUCUUUUAACCGUUACUUUCUAGAUGGCGUUGACCGCCCCAUACGGUUUCCUUUCACAACGGAGGAAAAAAAACAACACUCCCCAAACCUCAAACCACAAACUCCAACCGAGAGGGUCUUCCACUUCACAAAGGAAAAAAUCGCGCAACUCAAGUCAAAAGCCAACGCUGAGGCCCACACCGACAAGAUAUCUUCCCUGCAAGCGCUUUUAACUCACCUUUGGUGCUCUGUGGUUCGUUGCCAACAUGUUGUGCCACAAGAAAAGGUGAUUUAUGUGCUAUUGAUUGGCGCUAGACCCAGAACGGUUCCACCACUCUCAGAGGAGUAUUUUGGGAACGCAGCGAUGGUUGGUUCUGUUACCAUGAAAGCUGGGGAACUAUUAGAGGGUGGGGUUGGUAAGGGUGCUUGGGAGAUGAACAAGGUCAUUUCUUUACACUCUCAUGAUACCAUAAAGAACCACUAUGAGUGUUGGGUGAGAACCCCGAAGCUGUUAAGGUUAGGUAGUUUGACUGGUCAGAAUUCCUUGGUCACUAGCAGUUCUCCGAGGUUCAACAUUUACGGUAAUGACUUUGGGUGGGGAAAGCCUGUGGCAGUAAGAAGUGGCGGUGCAAAUAAAAUGUUCGGAAAGAUUACUGUUUUUGCUGGCGCUGAAGAAGACUCUAUUGACACUGAAGUGUGUCUUCCUCGUGAGAUCUUGGAAGCAAUGGAAAAUUACCCUGACCUCAUGGAUGCCAUUUCCAACUAGCGUGGUCAAAGGCAAAACCUUUGUUUGGUUUUAGUUCAGUUCAGAUCCAUCAUUGUGUUUUGUUUGCGUAAUGGAUAAUUGUUUGUGUUUUCUGAUUUUCACUUUUUAGUUUCAUCUCAGUUGCAUGUAAUGAAGUUUGAUCCCUUGCAGUCAACAUUAGCAGAUAUAAUCGAUCUUCUCUAAUGUAUAACUGCGUGUUUGGAUGAUCCACGUUUCCUAAAAGCAUAUGACUGGGAGUUGCUUAUAAUUUCUGUAACACAUUAUAUUAUAUCAGCUUUUUAUUUUUAUUUUA